UCCCAGACAAAACCUUAAUAAAAUACUAUCCUAGCAAAUUGUUCUUAUUUAUAAUAAAAUAAACUUUAUUAUUACUACUUGUAGUAGUACCAUGACCAUCAUGGUACCAAUGUACAUAAAAAACACCCCAAAUUUUAUUGAACCAAUGAAAUUCCGAAGAGCUGUUACCAAUUGGAAAAUAAAUAUGGCGACUUUAAUAAGGGUUGUUCAGAUUCCAACAAGGAUAAAUUUAUUAUAGAAAAAAACUCCUAUAAAAGAAAGAUAUGGCAAGAGACCAACUGACAUUCAAACAAGAAUUUCCAAAUAGAAAAGACUGAAGUGAUUUAAUAAAUCUAAUAAGACAAUAAUUAAAUUAGAUAAUUUUAAUUGUGUAUUAAGAUAUUAAUAAAACAGAAAAUAUUUAAAUAUCCUAAAAAUGCAACAUCAUAGUGAAUCUGGUUAUAUGCCAGAAGUGCCAUUUCAACCAUUAUGGGCUCAGGAAGCACCACCACCGCCUCCAAUAGUACCUUAUCAGGAAUUAAUUACUGGAUUUCCUUGUAAAGAUUUGGCUCUGUGGCAACGAUCCCAGGUCAGCAGUUUAGUUAAUCCUCGUUCGAAUAGCAGCAGUCGUACCAAUGGCACCUCUAACGGUUCUACUAAUGGUAAUCCUACCAAGAAAACUAGACGUCGCACGGCUUCCAUGGCUCAACGGAGGGCAGCCAAUAUACGAGAACGCCGUCGCAUGUUCAAUUUAAAUGAAGCUUUCGAUAAACUAAGACGUAAGUUACCAACGUUUGCCUAUGAAAAACGCUUAUCACGCAUUGAAACUUUACGUUUUGCCAUUACAUAUAUUGGUUUCAUGACAGAACUACUGACUGGCACUCCUAUGAAUUCGAUAAAAACCCGUUCUAAUGAUAUAUAUGGCGGCAUGAAUGGUCAUCAUCAUCCUGGUGCAAUGCCUCACCCUAUGGUCAUAGUUUGGCUUAGGGAGUAUCGCCAGUUCCCGAUAUUAUUUGUUGGUUAUUGUGUAAUUAAUUUAAUUUGUUUUUAA
Messenger RNA from Lucilia cuprina (Australian sheep blowfly), 1030 nucleotides. Its product is annotated as protein Fer3-like. The coding region runs from base 416 to 1030 and encodes 204 amino acids. The record is from RefSeq and is a predicted model, not a curated record. Gene Ontology annotation, biological process: developmental process; regulation of transcription by RNA polymerase II. Gene Ontology annotation, molecular function: RNA polymerase II transcription regulatory region sequence-specific DNA binding; protein dimerization activity; DNA-binding transcription factor activity, RNA polymerase II-specific. Lineage: Eukaryota; Metazoa; Arthropoda; Insecta; Diptera; Calliphoridae. The transcript is spliced from 2 exons.